CCUCCCGCAGCCUCCUCCCGCUCUCUCACCCACCUAACCCUAGCCGCCGCUGCCGUCGCUUCCCAGGUAAGGAACCAGGGGCGUCCUCCCCCGCCGCCGCCAUGAAGCGCAAUCCCCGCGUCACGAGUUCCCGCCGGAAGUGCCGCAAGGCGCACUUCACGGCCCCGUCCUCCGUCCGCCGUGUGCUCAUGUCCGCGGCGCUGUCGACGGAGCUCCGCCACAAGUACAACGUGCGCUCUAUCCCGGUCCGCAAGGACGACGAGGUGCAGGUGGUGCGAGGCACCUACAAGGGCCGUGAGGGCAAGGUGGUGCAGGUGUACCGCCGCCGCUGGGUCAUCCACAUUGAGAGGAUCACCCGCGAGAAGGUGAACGGUUCCACUGUCAACGUCGGCAUCCACCCCUCCAAGGUCAUGGUCACCAAGCUCAAGCUCGACAAGGACCGCAAGGCCCUCCUCGACCGUAAGGCCCGCGGCCGCGCGGCCGACAAGGCCAAGGGCAAGUUCACGGCCGAAGACGUCGCCGCUGCUGCCGGGGGCGCCGCCGCCACUGGCGCCUCGCUCCAGGAGAUCGAUUAGGCGCGUGGAUCGGCUGCUGGUUGUACCGCCUCUCCUUAUUGCUCUAGAUUUUGCUAUCAAUGCUUCUGCUAGGAGUUCAUGUUACUUAAAAAUCUCUGCUUUUAUCCUUGAAAUGUAUCGAUGAGAGUUUUGGAACCUAAUGUCGAUCUAUGUGUCUGGGAUUUGAGAUAUGAAGACCUCAUUAUAUGUUU
Phragmites australis (common reed) is the source of this 766-nucleotide messenger RNA. Its product is annotated as large ribosomal subunit protein uL24z-like. The record is from RefSeq and is a predicted model, not a curated record. The coding region runs from base 102 to 575 and encodes 157 amino acids. Gene Ontology annotation, biological process: cytoplasmic translation; ribosomal large subunit biogenesis. Gene Ontology annotation, cellular component: ribosome; cytosolic large ribosomal subunit. The transcript has a single exon. Gene Ontology annotation, molecular function: RNA binding; structural constituent of ribosome. Lineage: Eukaryota; Viridiplantae; Streptophyta; Magnoliopsida; Poales; Poaceae.